AUGAAAAUUUUCAUAUUUGUUAUAAUCGCUUUCACGGCGAUCUCGUAUACGCGGGCGGCUGCCUUGGAUAACGGAAGCGGUAGUGAGGAAUCCUCAAGGGAAAUUCCAGCAUCAGAAGAUAUUUCCGAGACUAUCACUGUUUUUGGGGAACUACCUCCGCGGAAGUUGUUGGAACUUAUUUUGAAUAGAAACCAAGCAGGUGAAAAUGAUGCAGACCUCGCGGAUUACGAGGUCAUUGAUGACGAUGAAGAUGACAAAAUUAAUAAAAAGGCAGAUGAUGAUGAAGAUAUAAACGAAGAAUCGAAGGAUAGUGCCGAUGGAAGUAAUGAAGAUGAAGACAGUGAAGAAAAUGAUGAAGAUGAUGUGUUCGGCGAUGAGGAUGAAGGCGAUUCAAAAAACUCAAGUAUCGAUAGCAACGAAAUCGAUAAUAGUUCUAAUCAGCUAGAUGAAGAUACAUUAGAAGGAAGUGGAGAUGGUGAAGACGACAACGAAAAAGAAAAUAGCGAAAAUGAAGAUGAUGCUGAGGACAAUGAGGAUGAUGAUAGUAAUGAAAGCAAAGAAAAUAACUCCAACGAAGACAGUUUAGACAAUGGUACUAGUAAGGAUACUGAUGGUGAAGAAGAUAAACAUGAAGAUCAUGACGCUGACGAAGAUGCAAGUGGGGAUAGUGAUGGAGAAGAUUAUAUCAGCAGCUAUAUAGUUACACUGAGCACUUAA
Messenger RNA from Bactrocera latifrons, 717 nucleotides. Its product is annotated as prostatic spermine-binding protein-like. The record is from RefSeq and is a predicted model, not a curated record. The coding region runs from base 1 to 717 and encodes 238 amino acids. NCBI's taxonomy places the organism in Eukaryota, Metazoa, Arthropoda, Insecta, Diptera, Tephritidae. The transcript has a single exon.